UUGGUAAGGAGUUUUUAUUUUUUCUGUUCCUUGUGUGGAGUAAAGAAAAUACAUACUGACCAAACUGAAUAGGCUACCCAGAUCUAAUUUUACUGAAAAUGUCUAAACUACAGAUGUUGCGUUUGAUUUUAAAUGAGCGUUUAACGGCGGCUGCUGUUGAUAUUUUUGGGGCAGUUGAGAAAACGGUAGUAGAGUACCAGGAGGAGAAUGAUCGGCUACGGAGACUUCUGCGGAGGACACCAGAGAUACAACUAUGUCGAAUAGUCCCUCCAGAAUCCCUGCAGCUCUCUGUCUCUGAAGAGGAGGUUCCCCCUGAGCAGCAGCACUGUGAGCAGGAGUGGAGCCCCAGUCUGGGACAGAAGGACCCAGAGACCAAACAGAUUAAAGAGGAACAGGAGGAAGUCAGGACCAGUCAGGAGGAAGAGCAGCUUCAAGGGUUGGAGCCUGAUAUCAUGGAGUUCAUAUUUACUCCUUCCUGUGUGAAAAGUGAAUGUGAUCAGGAGGACCCACGUCAAGAAGCCAUACUUGCUGAACACUCAACUCUCAGUCCACUGAAAAUGUCUAAACUACAGUCGUUUCAAGAGUUUUUAAAUGAGCGUUUAACUGCGUUUGCUGCUGUGGAGAUUUCUGGGGUAUUUGCGAAAAUGGUAGCAGAGUACCAGGAAGAGAAUGAUCGGCUACGGAGACUUCUGCGGAUCACACCGGAGAUACAACUAUGUAGAAUAGACUCCCUGCAGCUCUCUGUCUCUGAAGAGGAGGUUCCCCCUGAGCAGCAGCACUGUGAGCAGGAGUGGAGCCCCAGUCUGGGGCAGAAGGACCCAGAGACCACACAGAUUAAAGAGGAACAGGAGGAAGUCAGGACCAGUCAGGAGGAAGAGCAGCUUCAAGGUCUGGAGCCUGAUAUCAUGAAGUUCAUAUUCACUCCUUCCUGUGUGAAAAGUGAAUGUGAUCAGGAGGACCAAACCAAGACUGUGGAGAACAGAGAGAGUGACUCUAAACCAGUGGAUCUCAAACCUUUUAUCACUGUGACCCACAUUAAGGGUCUCAACAUUCCCUGUGACUCUACAGAUAAUCAAAACAAUGCCUCCAGCCACAGCUCAGCCGUAAGCAGCUACACAGUAGGACUUGACAGCAGUCCACUAUUUGAAAAACACUGUUCCAAAACCAGCACCACAUCUAGAAAAACGCACAGCUGCCGUGACUGUGGUGAAACAUUUGCUAAAAAAGCUGACCUGAAGAGACAUGUGACUCUCACCAAGAACAGACCCAGUGAAUGCAGCUUUUGCAAAAAAAGCUACAACUCCACCUGUAAACUGAAGGCCCAUGUCCGACUCUGUCACAUUGGGAAACCCUGCACCUGCCCUGUUUGUGGAAUGACCUUCAAACACAAAGGAAUUCUGUCCAAGCACAUGAGGAUUCACACAGGAGAGAAACCAUUUAGCUGCGGUGACUGUGGGAAAAGCUUCAAUCGGAUGGGGCACCUAAACAUGCACAAAGUGACUCACACAGGAGAGAAACCAUUUAGCUGUGCUGACUGUGGGAAAAGCUUCAAUCGGAAGGGGCACCUAACCAUGCACAAACUGAUUCACACCGGAGAGAAACCAUUUAGCUGUGCUGACUGCGGGAAAAGCUUCAAUCGGAAGGGGCACCUAACCAUGCACAAUCUGACUCACACAGGAGAGAAACCAUUUAGCUGUGGUGACUGUGGGAAAAGCUUCAAUCGGAAGGGGCACCUAACCAUGCACAAAGUGACUCACACAGGAGAGAAAGCAUUUAGCUGUGGUGACUGUGGGAAAAGCUUCAAUCAGAAAGGGGACCUAAGGAGGCACAAACUAAUUCACACAGGAGAGAAACAACAUGGCUGCUCCGUCUGUGGUAAAGGAUUCACUCAGAAGACGAAUCUGCUGAGGCAUGUGGAUAAAGUCCACAAAGGAAGAAAACAGGACAUAAACUAAAAGAAGAAAUUACAUUAGGACAAAGAUUGUCUGUCAGGCUGAAUCACAACCGGCCGUGAUUGGGAGUCCCAUAGGGCGGCGCACAAUUGGCCCAGCGUUGUCCUGGUUUGGCCGGGGUAGGCCGUCAUUGUAAGUAAGAAUUUGUUCUUAACUGACUUGCCUAGAUAAAUAAAGGUCAGGUAAGUGAAUAAAAAGGCAGGAUGUGGACAAAUCUCUUAGGAAGCAACAGUGAGUUAUGGCCCCAUCAAACAUGCAGACGACAUGGUUCUGGUUGCUUGCCUGGAGGUCAAGUCCAUCUCCAGCUACUCCCAGUUCAUUGACUGCCUCUUGACGUGGUUUGACAAUAUCUUAGGAGCUCAGUCUGGGUCUCAACUUACUAUUAAGACUCAGAAUAGUAGAAUACAC
Salvelinus namaycush (lake trout) is the source of this 2360-nucleotide messenger RNA. Its product is annotated as zinc finger protein 37-like. Lineage: Eukaryota; Metazoa; Chordata; Actinopteri; Salmoniformes; Salmonidae. The record is from RefSeq and is a predicted model, not a curated record. Gene Ontology annotation, cellular component: nucleus. Bases 99 to 1955 code for a protein of 618 amino acids. The transcript is spliced from 3 exons.